Molecule: messenger RNA, 2386 nt
Organism: Diorhabda sublineata
Lineage: Eukaryota; Metazoa; Arthropoda; Insecta; Coleoptera; Chrysomelidae
Product: E3 ubiquitin-protein ligase COP1-like
Exons: 3
Coding region: 162-2132 (656 amino acids)
Biological process (GO): proteasome-mediated ubiquitin-dependent protein catabolic process
Cellular component (GO): cytoplasm
Molecular function (GO): metalloaminopeptidase activity; manganese ion binding; protein binding
Source: RefSeq, a predicted model, not a curated record
AUAGAAAGGAUUAGUUUUGGGAGCCUAUUCAAACGAAAACAAUGGAGUAUCGCUAACUCCAGUAGCUGCGAAAUAUAAUGAAUUAUCUGGAGGCAAAUUAUUGGAACAAAUUAAACUGUCGGUAGUGAUUUAAAUAAUCAUACAGUCGUCGCAUCACAACGAUGGCAUCUAGUCGCGAUGGUAGAAGUAGUUCUGCUUCCUCUCACAGUGGUUCCAACAUACCCCCAAAUCGUUCAUCAAUACGUACCCCAAAACGGCCACGUCCCACUGCGAGUGGAACAUUCGACGAGAAAAACUCAGACUUUUUAUGUCCUAUAUGUUUUAAUCUCAUCGAAGAGGCACACGUCACUAAAUGCGGUCAUACUUACUGCUAUAAUUGUAUAAUUAAAUCAAUAGAAGCGAUAAAACGGUGUCCCAAAUGUAACUCAUCAUUGUCUGUUGAUGAAAUUUUUCCAAAUUUUCUAUUGAACGACGUUAUUAAAAAACAUAAAUUGCGCGUGAACGGUUACGAAGCUCUCGGUUUAACAAGGGACAGUUCGGGAGAGUUCGCUAAUACAGCUGAGGGUUUACGAGAUUUCGUUGCGAGUGAAUCACAGAAUCUAACGUUGCCAGACGUCAAUGUCAUGCUAGAAGUCCUAACACAACGUAAACAACUUUUAGAAGCGGAAUCAUGUGCUGCUCAAAACAAACUAUUAUUAGAAUUUCUUAAACACCUACUUUCUCAAAAACGGGAAAGACAAACACAAAUUGCUAAGGAAAUAGCCCUUAUAGAAAGAGAUAUAGAGGAAGUUGGUAAAAAAAUAAGUGAAGUGCACAGUAAAUGUCCAACUCUCGAAGAAGUCGAACGUACAGCAGCAGGAGCGUCUGAAACGGACGCUUCUACGGUUAAUGCCAUGAAAAAAGAGAUGAUCGAAAUAAUUGAUAACAUUGGACGUAAAGAAGAGGAUACUCCGUCACGUUCAAAUGCUUCUCUAGCAAUGCGACGUAGGCGUAUGCACGCCUACUUUGAUGAUUUCGUCGAAUGUUAUUUUUCUCAUCGUUCUAAAGAAGUAUUUUUCGGAAAGGAUGCCCUUGAUAAAAAUACUAAACCAGCCGCCGAAUUGAAUGUAGGACUAGACCAAUUUCGAGAGAGUUUGAUUAAAUUUUCAACUUACAACUCUUUACGUGUCCUUUCUACACUCAACUAUUCCAGUGAUCUAUUUAAUAAUUCAACUAUAGUGUCCAGCAUUGAAUUUGAUAAGGAUAAUGAAUUUUUCGCAAUUGCUGGUGUUACUAAACGUAUUAAGGUAUUCGAUUAUGGUGCAGUCAUCAAAGAUAUAGUUAAUGUUCACUACCCUUGUAUCGAAAUGAUUUCAAGAUCGAAAAUAUCUUGUGUCAGCUGGCAUACAUACCAUAAAAGUACUCUGGCUUCCAGUGAUUAUGAAGGAACUGUUACGAUAUGGGACGCAUCGACAGGACAAAGAACAAAAACGUUCCAAGAACACGAGAAACGUUGUUGGAGUGUAGAUUUCAAUUGUGUAGAUACUAGAUUAAUAGCAUCCGGAUCGGAUGAUGCUAGAGUUAAAUUGUAUUCGUUGAACGAGGAACAUUCUAUUGCUACUUUAGAAGCAAAAGCGAACGUUUGUUGUGUUAAAUUCAAUCCGAAAAGUUCAUCGCAUUUAGCAUUUGGCAGCGCUGAUCACUGUGUUCACUAUUAUGAUUUAAGAAAUAUGAAAGAGGCUGUAAACAUAUUUAAAGGACACAAAAAAGCAGUAAGCUACGUUAAGUUUUUGAAUAGUGAAGAGAUAGUUAGUGCAUCUACAGAUUCACAAUUGAAAAUGUGGAGUAUAAAUAGUCCGUACUGUUUGAGAUCGUUCAUUGGUCAUGUUAAUGAAAAGAACUUUGUAGGAUUAGCUACUGACGGGGAUUAUGUAGCAUGCGGUUCAGAAAAUAACGCCCUUUAUAUAUAUUAUAAAGGAUUGAGUAAAAAAUUGUUUAAUUAUAAGUUUGAAGCUGUUGAGGGGGUUUUGGAACAAGAAAGGAGAGAAGACGAUAUGAAUGAAUUUGUAUCGGCUGUUUGUUGGAAACAAAAUUCGAAUGUUGUGGUUGCAGCUAAUAGUAGAGGAAUCAUUAAUAUAUUGGAGUUGGUGUAAUUCUGUUGAUUUUUUUUUGUUAUUUUUUAUUGUAUCAAAUUGUUAAUAAUGGAAAGCAUCAUGUGUAGAAAUUGACGUAUAUUAAUUUUUGUAAAAAGGAUAUUCGAGCAAAACUAAAAUUAAAUCUACUACAUUGCAAUAUCCAUAUUCUAUAAUAUUUUGUCCAAAUAUACCUUAAAGGGUAUAAUUUUUGUUUAUUCAGAUAAGUACUAAUUAUUAAAUUAUGUGUGUAUAUUAUAUGCAGACCAUUUGGA